Messenger RNA from Alligator mississippiensis (American alligator), 2217 nucleotides. Its product is annotated as SLAM family member 9. The record is from RefSeq and is a predicted model, not a curated record. The coding region runs from base 1041 to 1763 and encodes 240 amino acids. Lineage: Eukaryota; Metazoa; Chordata; Crocodylia; Alligatoridae. Gene Ontology annotation, cellular component: external side of plasma membrane. Gene Ontology annotation, biological process: T cell activation. The transcript has 5 exons.
GGGGCUCGCAAUUGCCCCAAGAGCCACAGUCCAGUCACCCACAUCCUCUGGCCGGCAGAGAGCAAAGCCCGCCAUGUCUAGGGGAGUCUCCAUCACGCCAGCACCUCCGGGUCCCGUCUCCAUGUGCUUCCACACCACAGCUGAGCUCAGCUGGAGUUGCACAGACUUCCAAAGGUCAUGUUGUAUUAAGAUUAGCAAAACCAGGCAUAUGAGCCAUUUGUACCAAACCGCUGAGCCCGGUCCAAACUUUGUGCUGACUAAGCUGGAGCUCAAACUUUUAAUCUUAUGUCACAAACAUCACCUUGUAUGGGUAUGGUGGGGAUGUAACAGGGAGUGAAGGUAGAAAUUUGAGCCAAUAGGUAUGGGGACAUUAGCAUAAAACAUGUCUUUGCAUUACAUAUGGUAAAUCAGAUAAUAAAAGGUUGUGGUCUAGAGAGCGCAGUCCCACAUGCUUUGAAGACGGCGGAAAUGAUACUGUCUAUCCUAAGGGCCAUCUUUUAGGGGAAAGUGUUCACUUAGCAAGGUACCUCGUUCAUGGCUGGGUAAUGCCUUGCGCUGUCUCUUCUAACCUGCUCCAUAGAGCACAACUUGUCUCUCCUCGUAGCUCUCCACCUUGACCACACCUAACCCUAGGACCUGGAGGAGUUGGCAGCACCUUGCUCCUUCACCUCAACCCUGAAAACAACUGCUGGAGACGGGACAUAGGGCUGUUUGGACUUCGGGUUGGAGCCUGAGUUCCUGUGGCCUUCAUCUAGAAAGAAGACAGAGGGGUCCUAACAGCAACCGUAUUUAGUACAAGGGCCACGCUGGCCCCCAAGCCUGGCUGAAGGCCACCCUACACUGGAGCUCUGACAUCCCCCACCCACGCCAGCCAGCACCCCAGAGCCUCGCCCCAGAUUUGCUACCAGCAACUGAAGAAGGAAGUCACAAGAUAUUGCUUGUUGCUCGUUAUCACUUUGUGCAGAGUCGCUCCCAGCGACUGACCUUAUCAGAGCAUCCUGCCUCUGCCUCUGCCCCACUCUCCAGCCAGCCACAGCAGGAUGGAUGCCCAGAAGUCCAGUCUCCUCAGCUUCCUCCUGCUUGCAGCUCUGGGAUGUGCCGUAGUGGUCUCACGCACUCCGGAAAUCAGCAAGCUCCAGGGCAAGGAGGUUACAUUCCCCCUGGAGGUGGGAAACAGCUCCAAGUUUGACUACAUCAUCUGGACUCUGCACGGCCAGCCAGUGGCCCUCAAGCAGCCGAAAGAGCCUACCCUCGUGCUGCUGCCAGCAUUGGCAGGCAGAGUGACCCUUCAGGAGCCCAACGGCAGCUUGCAGAUCCGCAACCUGUUACUGGAGGACAGUGGCCUGUACGUGGCAGCCACGCAGAACGGGUCAGAGCGCACGCGACUCAAGCAGUAUUGCCUGCUCGUCUUUGACAUCACGGGCAAUGCAAUCUCCUGGUCCAACGGGAGCUGCAGCUUGGAGUUGACCUGCCAGGUGGCACGAGGCCAGGACCGCGACAUUACCUACAGUUGGAGACCUGCAACGGUGGACAGAGGUCCCUCCAGCGAGGGUCCCAAACUCUCCCUCUACCUGGACCCCUGGAACAAGAACCUAUCCUACAAAUGCACGGUGCAGGACACCAGCAACUCCAGCUCCCUCAUCAUCGAACCCUACCAGUUCUGCCGCAGCAGUGUAGAGACAGCAGCCCACUCCAUGGCCAGUGUAAUACUCUCCUGCCAGCUGAAGGCCUUUGUCCUGGGGAUGGUGGUGGCCCUGCAAUGACUGUGCCCCACUACAAACACCAGGAGUGAGCUGCACCCAGCAGGGAUGGAUGGACGGACCGGGAGGAAGUUCCCAGCCCAGCUGCUGCUUGGCUCAGCUCGUGUCUCGUCCUGGCAUCAUCUUGGCUGAAUGCGCCUCUAUCCUGCAGGGCUGCUGCUGCUUUGGGAAGCCUCUGUAUUCUCCCACCUCCCAUGGGAGCUUCCCCUCCAUCCCAUUGGGGUUUAACCCAGUUACACCCACAGGGGAACAGACCCCUGACCCCGACUCAAAAUGCAUUGCCCAACUUCUUCCUCUUUAUGAAACCCAUGACUCUGUCCUCUCCUGCUACCCUACAUGGGGGUAACCCUGCCCUUCCCCUUGCGUAGAUACAGACCUCACCCAGAGCCCCCUUUAACACCAGCUUUGCAUCUCCUCAUGCCUACAACUCUCUCAAUAAAGCAGGGAUGACAUUUGA